GUGGGCAGUGAGGAGGAGGGUCGCUGGAUGGGCGUUCGCGGCUAGAUGGCAACGCAGGCUGUGAGAACGAUAGGUGAUGUCAUGAGCUUUCGUUUACAUUAUAAGAAGCUUGCUGGCCUUGGACUGGUAUUCGUUCUGUUGCUAGUUAUCCGUCGCCUCCUUCUCAGUGAUGGUUACCCGCAAAUGACUUUCAAUGGAGAGCCGGAUGGAGCCAACGAUUUCAAUCGCGUCAAGUUUCAGGAUAUGAGCGCGCUGGUGCCGUUUGAGAGCUUCACGACCCAUAAGCGCUACACCCUCGACGUGCGGCCGUCUUACGCUAUCGCGCUGCCAUUGAUGGAGCUGGAGAAGGACAACGUCGCGGCUAUCAUUACCGAGGCGCUGGAGCAGAGUAAGCCCGUGACUGGUGGUGCCAUCUCUGAGCGACACUUUCAAUACGGCUUAAGCCGCCACCUGCCAGGUGUCGGCGAGGAGUACAAUCUAGUUUUCCGCAAUGGCAUAGACGUCUUUUCAGCGCGCGUGUACAGGAAAGUCGGGGCGCCGCUGGUGUCGGUGACACGGCACGAGGCGUUGCGACAGCAGCCCCUCCACAUCGUGAUGCCGCUGUCUGGCCGCGUCCAACGGCUCCGGACUUUCCUGCAUAUGCUGGGCGCUCUCAUCGAUGAUGGCGACAACGUGCGACUGACGGUUGUGGCGUUCGCCGACGGGCCGAACGGCACGCGUCCGGUGGAGGAGGAGCUGCGGCGGUGGCAGCAUACGGCGCGCGCGCGCCUCGUCGUCGACAGCGUCUACUACCCGAUCUUGUUCAGCCGCUUCAACCCGCAGCUGCAGGAGGCGCUGCAGCAGGGCCGGCAGUGGCCACCGGGGCCCGCCAUCGGCCCCGAGACCGGCAACUGGCGCGACUAUGGCUUUGGCAUGGUGUGCCAGUACGGCUCCGACUUCGCGGCCGUCAGUGGAGCCUACAUGGACACGGACGGCUGGGGCGGCGAAGACGUGGCCCUCUACACUCGGUACCUGAGCCGCUACCGUGUCGUGCGCGCGUUCGACCCCGACAUGGAGCAUACGUACCACGGCAAAGAGUGUAGCGAUAGCCUGUCGGCCGGAACGUAUCGCUCCUGUGUUUUGUCUAAGAUCCAGAACGAGGGCAGCAAGAGGCAGCUCGGCUUGCUGGCCUUCACUCUCGGCGGCGAACUGGCACCGCGCGCGCGCACCAUCUUCCACCUGCGUUGGCACCAGCGCGUCGAGGGCUGGGUGGCGCUGGUGCUAGCCGUGCUGCUAACGCUGUCCCUGGUGCUGAACGUGCGCUUGUACCGGCGGCGCGCGCCGUCCUGA
This is a messenger RNA of Pollicipes pollicipes, 1329 nucleotides long. Its product is annotated as chondroitin sulfate N-acetylgalactosaminyltransferase 2. NCBI's taxonomy places the organism in Eukaryota, Metazoa, Arthropoda, Thecostraca, Pollicipedomorpha, Pollicipedidae. The transcript is spliced from 8 exons. Bases 46 to 1329 code for a protein of 427 amino acids. Gene Ontology annotation, molecular function: glucuronosyl-N-acetylgalactosaminyl-proteoglycan 4-beta-N-acetylgalactosaminyltransferase activity. Gene Ontology annotation, cellular component: Golgi cisterna membrane. The record is from RefSeq and is a predicted model, not a curated record.